AUGCCAGCCCCUACAUCCGCUCCUCGAACCCUCUACGACAAAGUGUUCGACGAUCACGUCGUAUACUCAGGUGAAGGUGAUACCCUCUUGUAUAUCGACCGACAUCUAGUCCACGAAGUCACUUCGCCACAGGCGUUUGAAGGGUUGAGAAAUGCUGGUAGACAAGUGAGGAGACCGGAUUGUACCCUUGUGACAGUUGAUCACAACAUCCCCACCGCAUCUCGAAAGAACUUCAAAGAUGUCAACUCCUUCAUCGUAGAAGCCGACUCGAGGAAUCAGGUGUCUGCUCUUGAGGACAACGUGAAGGAGUUUGGUCUUACCUACUUUGGAAUGUCAGAUAAGAGACAAGGUAUCGUACACAUCAUUGGUCCUGAACAAGGUUUCACUCUUCCUGGUACCACAGUAUGUUGUGGUGAUUCUCACACUUCCACGCACGGUGCUUUCGGUGCCCUCGCUUUCGGUAUCGGUACAUCCGAAGUCGAACACAUUCUUGCCACCCAAACCCUCCCUCAAGCCAAAUCGAAGAACAUGCGAGUAACCGUCGAAGGCAAAGUCGCUGAAGGUGUCACCUCGAAAGAUAUCGUGCUCCACAUUAUCGGUGUGAUUGGUACAGCCGGUGGUACAGGAUGUGUCAUCGAAUUUGCUGGUUCAGCCAUUCGAGAACUGUCCAUGGAAUCUAGGAUGUCAAUCUGUAACAUGUCUAUUGAAGGUGGUGCCAGAGCUGGUAUGAUCGCUCCUGAUGAGAUUACCUUCAAGUACCUCAAAGGCCGACCACUCAGUCCAAGAGAAGGAGAAGAAUGGGACAAAGCCGAGGCUUACUGGCGAUCACUCAAAUCCGAUCCAGGAGCCAAAUACGAUAUCGAAGUUGAGAUCCGAGCUGAAGACAUCAUCCCAACCCUUACUUGGGGUACCUCACCUCAAGAUGUUGUACCAAUCAACGGUGUCGUACCAUCUCCCGAAGACUUCCCCGAAGCUCAGCGAAAGAACGUUAUCAGAUCUCUCGAAUACAUGGGUCUCACACCUGGUACACCCAUGGAAGAAGUCAAGAUCGACAAAGCGUUCUUCGGAUCAUGUACCAACGGACGAAUUGAGGAUAUGCGAUCUGCUGCUCGAGUCAUCCUUGCCGCUGAGAAGAACGGUGGUCCCUCGAAAGUUGCUGAAGGUGUUUACGCUAUGAUCGUUCCCGGAUCUGGUUUAGUGAAACAACAAGCCGAAGCUGAAGGUUUAGAUGUAAUCUUCAAGAAAGCUGGAUUCGACUGGAGAGAAGCUGGUUGUUCUAUGUGUCUCGGUAUGAACCCUGAUCAACUUAAACCUGGAGAACGAUGUGCUUCGACCUCCAACCGAAACUUUGAAGGACGACAGGGUGCAGGUGGUAGAACACACUUGAUGUCACCUGCAAUGGUCGCUGCUGCUGCUCUUACCGGUAAAUUCACCGAUGUACGAAAAUUCAUGGGUACUCAUCUUAGUGAAGAUGCUGGAUUGAAGAUUACCGAUUACUCAGAUUAUCUUACGCCAGUCGAAGCUCCUGCCCGACCAGCGGAACCCACCGAACAGACUCCUCAAGGUCAGACUCCCGUCAAAGCUGCUGCUGCCGCCUCAGCUGGUUUACCCAAGUUCAAUGUUGUCAAAGGUAUCGCUGCGCCAAUGUGGGAAGCCAACAUCGACACCGAUAAGAUCAUUCCUAAACAGUUCCUUAAGACUCUUCUCAGAACUGGUUUAGGUGCCGCUCUCUUCUGGACGAUCAGAUAUGACGUACGAACCAAUGAACCUCUCCCUGAUUUUGUACUGAACAAAGACCCUUGGAACAAGUCCUCUUUGCUUGUUUGUACUGGACCUAACUUCGGUUGUGGUUCUUCGAGAGAACACGCUCCAUGGGCUUUGAACGAUUUCGGUAUUAGAUGUAUCAUGGCUCCUUCCUUUGGUGAUAUCUUCAAGACCAACUGCUUCAAAAACGGAAUGUUACCUCUUGAACUCCCUCAAUCCGAUCUCGAAGCAUUAUACGAAGAUGCUUCUGCUGGACUUGAGAUAGCCGUCGACCUAGAGAACCAACAAGUUAUUCGACCCAAUGGUAAACCUCCGAUCCCCUUCACGGUUGAUGCAUUCAGGCGACACUGUCUAAUCAAUGGUCUGGACGACAUCGGAUUAACCCUUGAACACAGGGAUGAAAUUGAAAACUUCGAAGAGAAACGAACGCAAGUUUGGCCAUGGUUGGACGGUGUAGGAUACGCUAAGAAAGGCCAGAAGAUUGUUGCUUUGCCUAUCAAGAAAUCGGCACCUAAAACUGAUUGGUAA
Molecule: messenger RNA, 2292 nt
Organism: Kwoniella botswanensis
Lineage: Eukaryota; Fungi; Basidiomycota; Tremellomycetes; Tremellales; Cryptococcaceae
Product: 3-isopropylmalate dehydratase, large subunit
Exons: 5
Coding region: 1-2292 (763 amino acids)
Biological process (GO): L-leucine biosynthetic process
Cellular component (GO): 3-isopropylmalate dehydratase complex
Molecular function (GO): 4 iron, 4 sulfur cluster binding; 3-isopropylmalate dehydratase activity
Source: RefSeq, a predicted model, not a curated record